Messenger RNA from Schistocerca gregaria, 12396 nucleotides. Its product is annotated as rho GTPase-activating protein 1-like. The record is from RefSeq and is a predicted model, not a curated record. Bases 177 to 1649 code for a protein of 490 amino acids. The transcript is spliced from 9 exons. Gene Ontology annotation, cellular component: cytoplasm. Lineage: Eukaryota; Metazoa; Arthropoda; Insecta; Orthoptera; Acrididae. Gene Ontology annotation, biological process: small GTPase-mediated signal transduction; negative regulation of endocytic recycling. Gene Ontology annotation, molecular function: GTPase activator activity.
AUAUCUUUGUUUGUACGUUGGCAGUACUGACGACAUCAAAACAAGUAGUUUGGAGUACAGCUUUGUUUGAGACAUGGGAGUAACGCUUUGUGAGGUGUGAUGAGAGUCAGUGAUGUCCGUUGUCAGGGUAUACCAUUUGCUGUUCAAGUGAAAAUAGUAUAAAAAUUAACGUGGAAAUGGAAGCGGAAUACCAAGCAAAGUUGAGCCCAACGAAGACAGUGUCAGCUGCACAUAAUGAUAACGAAGAUCCGUAUCCCAGUUUAUCAGAUUACCAUGAUUAUGAACCAAAUUUGGAAUUUGAUGACACUGAAUUGCAGCAUGCAACAGUCACAAGUGAUUUGGAGGAGAAGGUUGAAGCAACAGGAUUGGAUUACUUGGAAUCUCCUGUCUCUGAUGGAACGAUAGAAGAAAAUUUUGAAGAGGAACUUGUAAAUGCCCCUGUCAUUUCAACAGGUGUUGAUAGCCUGUCUUACCAUUUUCCUGAAGAUGACGGAGAAGAGGAUGAUUUCAGUGAUGUUGCAAAUUAUGGAAUUGUCGAAGUUGCUGGGGAUGACACCUAUGGAAGAAAAGUGAUUGUUGUGUCUGCUUGCAAACUACCAUCAAAUAAGGAGAUUAAUCAUGAUCGUCUGUUAAGGUACCUAAUGUAUACAUUGGAUAAAUAUGUUGAGCAAGAUUACAGUCUUGUUUAUUUCCACUAUGGACUGACAAGUAAAAAUAAACCAUCACUGUCAUGGCUAUGGCAAGCGUAUAAGGCCUUUGAUCGGAAAUACAAGAAGAAUGUUAAGGCUCUGUAUCUAGUCCAUCCAACAAAUUUCAUCAGAGUAAUAUGGCAGAUAUUUCGUGCUGCUAUAAGUGUGAAGUUUGGCAGGAAAGUGAUGUAUGUCAAUUACUUACAUGAACUUAGUCAGCAUCUCCAUCUGGAUCAGAUAUGCAUCCCACAGGCUGUUUUAGACCAUGAUCAGCGAUUGCUUCAGAAAAACAGCCGAUCAAAUGUACCACAGCAACCACAAGAGCAGCAACAGACACAACAAGAAAACAGUGGAAAUACCAGUGUGCCCCUUGAAACCCAACAGUUUGGUGUUUCUCUACAGUUCAUAAAAGAUCACAAUAAUGCUGAUCCUAUACCACCUGUAAUGCGCCAGUGUGUAGAAUUCCUUAGUCAGCCAGAUGCAUUGGAGACUGAAGGAUUAUUCCGUAGAUCAUCAAGAAUCACUCAAGUUAAAGAAGUCCAGAAACGGUUCAACCAAGGCCUUCCAGUAGAUUUUCAGGGUGACGUUCAUCUUGCGGCUGUUAUACUUAAAACAUUUCUCAGAGAGCUGGAGGAACCAUUGAUGACAUUUGAUCUGUAUGAUGAAAUCACACAGUUUCAGUGUAUAGCUAAGGAAGAAAGGCCACGCUAUGUAAAAAUUCUUAUAUUAGAGAAACUUCCGGAGGAUAAUUACCAAAUACUCAAAUAUCUUGUACAGUUCCUUUCAAAGGUUAUGGACAGAUGUGAUCUGAAUAAAAUGACAUCUUCAAAUUUAGCUGUUGUAUUCGGCCCAAACCUAGUAUGGGCUCAGACAGGACAGUUCUCACUCUCUGCCAUUGGGCCUAUCAAUAUGUUCACUGACUUUGUUCUCACAAACCAUGAACAAAUAUUCAUUAUUUAAUUACAAACUGAAGUAGAGUAUGUGCUCUUCCAUCAGUCUGAAUCAUAUAAUAUUUUUGAAAAAGAGAUUGUCAUCAUCUUAUCAAAGCUCAGGCUGGGUGUGAACUAAUAAUAGCUGGAUCAUAUUUUGUCUUACAUUAAAAGCCCCCAGCAAUAUUUUCUCACAGCUCAGUGAACACUUUUUUCUGUGAGACUAUAAAAGGUCAACUGAAUAUUUUGAGCAAGCACAAAUCAUGCUAUGGUAUUGUAAUGUAAAGAGGCAUUUUAGCAAAAAUGUUUUCUAUGUUUCAUGAGAAAGUGAAAAAUGUACAUGAACAUUUUAGCAAAAAAAAGUUUUGUAUAUUUUGGGGUAGUUGAAAGCAACAUGAAAUACCAAAGAAAUGAGGCAGUUUAGCAGCAUAACUUUGUGCUUUGCUAAAUUGAGAUAGGAAGAUUUUAUAUUAAAAAGAACUGAAAGUAGUACAGGCAAAAAGAAUUGUAACUUAAUAUUUGUAAAUAUUGUGAAAGAUAUUAUAUGUUCAUUUAUUUAACAGUAGACCUCUUGUGGUAGCCAGCACUGCAAAGCUAAUUACAUUAUGUACAAACUCGAACAAAAAGUGAGGAGGACAUAUAUUAACUGGUUGUCAUUUGGCCAGACUAUUGUUUGUAUCAGUGUGAUUCAAGGCGGAGAAUACUUAACUCUAGUCAUUAGCUGUGUUCAAUGUAUAUGUUGAAUCAGAUAAAUAAUGGUCUCAUGCUUGUUAUUCCAACCUAUGUUCAACGAAUUAUUUCCUUUUUGGGAAUAUAUGUUAAUCUGAAGGAAACUCCUUUUAACAUUUUGAUUCAAAAGUGUUGUUCUUGAUAAUUUCUUGUCGUAAGUUUUUGUUAGAUUUUCAAAUGCAUAAUUGAAGGUAUACAUUUACUUAUACAUGAAUGCUAUUUCUCAUGGUUUGGCAUGUAAAUUUGGUACAUGCCCCCCAUCUUGUUAUCCAUAUAGUGUUUUGUCAUAUGUAAGUUUUCUAAUUCCCUACUUACAAUAAUUCUGCUACUUAAGAGGAUUAAGAUGAAACUUUUAUGAAUUUUGAACAUUUUGUUCAAUAUGAAGAAUAAUAUCGGUGCCACCACAUAGUGUGGUCUGUGAAUUAAUCAUUUGGGAUAUAACUUAAUUUGAACAUUAUUCACACUCCAGUUAUGUGUGAUUUGUAAUUCCACUUUGAUAUUGGUACAGGCUCAAACUAGCAACAAAAAUUUAACUCUUGUAGCAGGCAUAAUUAUUAACGUAAUUUUUAAAUAUUUGUCUGUUUUAUAUAUGCUAUUGAAUAAUGCAACACUGAAAUUGUAUUUUUGUAUUGCAUAGUGAGAUAAAAACAAUAAGAAUUUAUCAUCACUGAAAGAAAAGUAGGCCUAUCUCUUAAAAAUCAGUGUCUGUUCAUGAAAUUGUCAGUGACAGAUGUACUGUAAGAUUUUUUUCAGUAUAAGUAGUAAAUGCAGUGCAUGAACGUUACUUGUCUUGCAUAUAAAUUAUUUGUAUUACGUUUAUAAAUUAGUUUAAUACGCACAUUUAAUAUGUAAACAGCAGCAGUUCAUUUCUUCUUGUUCCUUUCUUUUUCUUUUUGCUUUUGCAGGAAGAAGAAAUAAGCCUUUCAGACACUGCAAUUGUGUUAAUUACUGUAGAGUAAUUAAUAUUGUCAAUAUUCACUGCUAAAGUGGUCAUAACUUAGUCAAUAUUAUUAUUUCUUGAACAUUCAUUAAGUGAUCUGAUAUAUAAUAAUAUAUUUUUAUACUUAAGUUUCUUUGACCAUUUUGUUUUAAUUUUUUACAGAGAAAAAAAUGUUUUAUAUACUAUAUUGAAUUGUAUUUAUCUUAACUUACCUGUAACACAGAGACCUUGCCUUGAAGGUUAUGGAAUGGACAGAGCAUUCGUUUUGUGUAUUGUUUAAUAGAGAGCUUGUCAGAAACCACAUUUCACUCAGGGAGGAGAGAUUUUAAGAAGGCUUUCAUAGGUACGGACUGUUUGGAAUAAUGAGAGAUUCAAAUUCCUUAUCUAUGUAUGACAUGGAGGGAGUUUCCUUGAGGCAACUAAUAUUCUGCUUCCAGUCUCAAUGAGAUUGUUAAAUUGAGCAUGUUGGGGUGGCGGCAGUAGCACUAAUAGUAGUGAAUGAGUGAAAAGCAAGUGAUCCAACUCAGUGCAUAUUGUCAUUUGUAUGAAAAUUCUCAUACAGAGUCUGAUAUUUUGAUUGUUUGGCUUUUUUAAAUUUGUAUGUCUGUAACAUCUCAGCACAAGUUAUAGUCUUUGUGUCUGCAAAUUUGUCUAUCAACCCUGCUCUAAUUGUAGAGGUUUCAGCAGCUGAUUAGUAGGCAAUCUGGUUCUGCCACAAAUUACAUUUUGAUGUUUUAUUUAUGCAGUAAAUAAUCACACAAGACGGUAUUACAUCCCAAUGGUCUUUAUCCACAAGAUUAUUUACCAGUACUGGUAUACUUAUUAGGCAAGGCAAUACAACUCUCAUACAUUCUGGUCAGGAUAUUAUUCCCAUUUGUUCUGUAGUUGUACAGUAUGCCAUUAGAUUGUAAAGUGAGGUUAAAACUGUUUUUAUCGAUAUUUUUUUAAUAGCGCUGAUGGUUUUCAUCCGUGACUUGCCUUCUGUUGCGAGAAAUUGAGAGAAGCUAACUAAAAGGUACUCUCUUAUGGCAUUUUUUUUCUCUGGGUAGAAAUUGCCUUUACAACAGUUGUCUUCAUGCAGAACCAAAAUACAGCUUAUAUAACAUUUUUGUAUCUUGGUAAUCUUGUCAGUAAAACUUGGUUUCAUAUCUUUAUUUCUGUUCUUAGCUGUGUCACAAUUGCACUGCUAUAAACCGUCAGAGUAAGGACUUUUGGUCAAUAUAUUUUAUUACACAAUCAGUGCAAGAGAGGAAUCAAAAAAUAAUUUUCGUGAAGCAAUUCAGAGUUAGUAAGAUUUCUGUUGUUAUAUCAUGCAGAAAAACAUAAGUUAACAUUUUAAUUUACAGCUUUUAGUUAUGAGACUCGUGUUGCUGCAGCCCUGGUAUUGUAAUUUUUUAGUUGGUAAACCGCACACAAAGUAUAAAUCAUUAAUGGUUACUUGCAAUUACAGUGUGAUUGAAAUGGAACAUUUAUGACAGUUGUGACUGUGAAAUUUAAUUAAAGUAGUAGAUACACUGGUAUUUUGAAAAUACAGCUUUGUGGGGAGCACCAUCUGUGUUAAUUCUCAUCAUAUUGGAAGGAAACAAGUAUAAACAUUUUCAGAAUUAAAAUAAUAUGCAAGUAAUUCACUUUUGAAAACUAUAAAAUCACAGAGAGACAAGAAUUACUUGCUAGAACUUACUGCUUGCAGCUAAGAAGAAUGCACACAACAGGACUGUUGCAUGAUAUAAGCUACAGCAGAAUAUUUGCACCACUCUAAAAAUUUCUUGUUCUGGUUCUUGUUCUUAGUCUUCUUCUGCUGCUUACUACAAUAUUCUCUCUCUCUCUCUCUCUCUCUCUCUCUCUGCAUUCGCAAUUCGCACGUGUGUGUAUGUGUCAGUCAUUCCAUGAUUGUCAUCCCUUUUGUUGGGUAGUCAUCCGGACAGUCGUUUCCCUUGCGAUCAUCCAUAUUUACAAAUUUUAUCAAAUUGUAGAAUCCACAUGGUUCUUCAAAUUCUUUUCCUUGUCAUCAUUCAUUUAUUUAUAUCUUGUAUUUCAUACUGUUCCCUUACUUAUACACUUGUUAUCUUGUCCCAUAUGGUUACUCCUUAGACCUACCUCAUUACCUUCAUUUCCAGUGCCAUUAAUUUUUGUUUGAUCUUUAUCACUUCUGCUCCAUAUGCCAUAACAGGAUGCACCAAUGUUUUAUAGACUUUUCUUUUCACCUCAGCUGUCAUAAAUCUGUUUCCCCAUACAGUAUUUUUCAGGUAUCUGGCUGCCUUUAUUCCCCAUGUCACCUCGUUUUUCAGUUCAAUAAUUACACAUUGUGUCAACAGUCCCUGGAUAAGUAAGCCUCAUUCCUUUUUCAGUUCACUACCAUCUUCUUCGAAUUUAUAUCUUGCAGGUGUUUUUGAUAUUACCAUACUUUUUUUUUUUAAUGCUUAUCUGUUUUAUUGAAUUGGUGAAGUAACCUUUGUAAAUUAUCCUCAUUAUUUGCUAUCACUACAGUGUCAUCAGCCUAACACAUAAUAUUUACUACUUUAUUUCCUAUUUUAUAUCUUGGUGUGUUUCAUAAGGCACUGAUGUUUUUGUCCAUCAUUAAAUUGAACUCCCCAUGUCUAAUUCGUUAAGCUUUUAUAAUUUCAUCUGAGAAUAUUUUGUCUUUUAAUUCUCAUUUUAUUACCAGUAUAUAUAUCUUCUAGGAUUUCACUAAAUCCAUUGGCACUCUUGUCGAUUCAGGUAUGAAUUAUUUCAUUUUCUCUGUACCUAUCAAUAAACUUUUGAUAAGUCAAUGAAACACAGUUAGCCUGGGUUAUUAGACUUUGUGGAUUUCUCCACAAUAUUUCUUGCUGUUUUUAUGUCAUUCUGUAUUCUACCUCUAAUUUCUUAUGUUAAUGGCUUUAAGGUAGUUUCAAGCAGGGUAAUUCCCUGAUAAUUAUCUAAUACUUGUUUAUCUCCUUUUUGUUAUAUGCUGGAAUUUUAAAACUUUUUUUCCAUUCUCUUGAUAUCCCACUUACCUUCACAAUACUGGUAUGUAAUGUACGAAGCUAAUGAUAAAAUACUUGUGCCCCCCAGCCCCCAUAUUUUAUUAAUUCAUUAUGUGCCAUGUGGCCUUGAAGAUUUCCUGUUUUUAAGUAUUUUUAUUGCCGUGCGUAUUUCCUCCAAUGGGAAGUCUCGAUUGUCGUUUUCAGUGCUUAGGUGUCUAGUCUCAAUUUCUACAUUUUUUAUGUCCUUAUACUGUAAUUUGAAAGAAUAUUCCCUCUGAAUUUUGCUUACAUUCUGUAUCUUAAUAUGUUCAUCAAUAUCCUCCUUUUGCUGAUGGAGCAUCCAACAUACUUUCUUCUGUGUUCCAAAACUGUCAUUUACCUGUUGAAUAUCUAAUUUAACCUAAUUAAGAAUGAGCUUAUACUCCGUAGAAUUGUCUUGACUUUGCCAGGCUUCAUAUUUUAGAAUGCUUUCUUCUUCUGGAUAGUUAAUUCUUUAACAGCUUGAUUAAACCAUGGUGUUCUGUACGUAGUACUGCUCCAUAGCUCAUUCACUCUUUACAUAUCCAAAGAUUCUCUUACUGCCUCCUAUAUAUUUGAUCUAAGAGUAGUCCAUCUAGUUUCUACAUCUUGUCCUUUUAAACACGGGUUAUUAAUGAUUUUCUCCUUUAAUCUAUUUUGAUAUUAAUCAUAGUAAACUCAUCCUCUAUGAAUUCUGUUUUAACCCUUUCUUCAGUAGGCAUCUUAAUCUUUUCGUUUUUCACUCUGAGUUUCAGCUUCAGUUUACUCGUCAGCAGCACAUGGUCUGAUCCUAUGUUGGCUGAUGGUAAUGUACUCACAUCUAAUAUUUGACUUGGAUAAAUGGCUCUGUUGGUUAUGAUGCAAUGAAUAACCAAGCACUGACAUAUUAUAUUACUCCUCGUGUAUUUAUGUUGUGCCUUGUGGUCAAAGUUCUAAAAAUAUGGUUAAUGUAAUUGCAUAAACAUUGUGUGGGCGACUUGCUUAUGUACAAGCAAUGUAAAUAUGUUAAAGCAUUACAGCUUUUAAUAAUAAGUUGAUUUCUUCAUUUGUGUGACCUUUGUGUCAGUAAUUGCUAUGUGAAUAAUGUAUUCAGUUGGUAGUGUGCAUGCAACUGUUACAAAGUGCUUUUUUUUAUUAUGGCGCACACACACAUCAUCUUAUUCAAUUAAAACCUUGUGAAUGGCUGGAUUUUCUAGUGUUUCUUGCUCACAAUCAGGGUUUGAUGCCCGUAUGCUCAUUAGUAAAAAAAAUUUAUUUUCGGCACUGAUGCUGCAAUAAAUUAAAAAAAAAGGGUGGGGGAAGCAAGAAACAUAGCCUUUUGUAAGAAAUAAAUGAAAAAUAGAAUGCCAUAGCUGAUAUGUUUUAUGUGUACAAGACGUAACAUGAAUGGUGACAAAACAACACAAUUUGAAUAGUCUCGGAAACUAUAUAGUAUUUUAAUUUUUGUGGAUUUUAGUUGCUGGUUCUUCAGGAAGCAACUUGGUUGAUUUCUCCAGUCAUUAUUACUGCAGUCCAGUUGUUGAGUGAAAUCAAAAUUGGAAGAGUUUCUGCUGUCGUCAUUGUUGGUCCACCAUCUCAAACUUGUGACAGUAUCAUCUAUGGUCUGUCCUAAUUACCUGUCUUUUUUUUCCAAAACAUAUCUUUGUUUUAAUUAUGUAUUCAUCAAAUUUCUCCAAGUUGCUGCAGUCACGGAUGCAAUUGCAUUCUUGUAGCUAAUCUAGAGAAAUGUCUCCUGUUGUAUUCUGCUCCAAGACAUGUUUUUUAAUUUACAGUCGGGCCAUUUCAGUGGCAUGUACAUCAUACAUGUAGAGUUAACCAGAGUACUGUAUACCCAUGAUUCUUCAUUGAUGUAUCAAACCAAUACAGUUUUUUCAGGACUUUUAAACUAAUUCAAAGAGUUCAAACUUCAUUUUCUCGUGUUGUGGUAAAUUGUUAUUUUGCUGCCAAUUAACCAUACUGAUUUUAACAGCAAAUUGUGAGAGUACUUCGUUUUAUUGCACACUAUGAUAAGGAGCCUUAUCAGUAGUUAUAACAUUAGCUUUUGGUAGAUAGAGAAGCAAUUAUUUCUGCACCCACUUCUCAGAUUUUGUAGCAUUCAUUUGCCCUUGAUAAUCUGACUGACUUUUCUGGCUUUAAAAAUCAUUUCUGAUCCUGAAAACUUGCAUGAACAAGUGCGAGUCUGUUUGAUGACCUGGCAUUUGUUGUAACACCUGUAAUAUUUUCUCUCUGCCAGCAUUUACUAAAUGUAUUUUUUGUCCACCAAGAUUCAUUUAAAUAGAUAAUGUUUCGGUCCUGAGAAUGGAAAGUUCAGAUGCUCCAAACCUCAUUGUGUGUGACAGUCUAUUUAAUGUGUCUAUGGACCAUGCAAAUUCUGUUCUUUUAUGGAUUGCUGUGGAGGGCUAUGGAUGCAGCAGGGACUCUUCUCCAUUAAGAAGAAAUGUCUUACAGUGUAUUGCAUUACACCCCAAUUUAAAUAAUCACAGAUCUCGGACACUUUUUCCCAGGAAUACCAAGAGAAAAUUCAACAACAGAAAUACAAUCUUUUUAAAUUUUUGUAAAAGUUCUUAGAGGUAUGCCAGUAUAGUUGGCAGCUCACAGAUUACUUUGUUUCACCACAUAUAUAAAAUUUGCUGCUCUAGCUUGCUGAUAUUAUUAUUUUAUAAUAUUUCUUAUUAUUCUCUGUCCUCACCACACCUCCCUGCACACACAAAACAUUGUAGAGGCAAAAGUAGUCGUCUCAGUUACUAUCAGUUCAGUAGUCAAUGAAGCACACACGGAAAAUGAUUACAAAACAAAACAGCAAAGCAAUAAAGAUAUAAAUAACUAGAAAAAAUAAUGCACUAAUGAAAGACAAUAGGAGUGAUAACACUUAUGAAUAACUAAACACGCCAAAGCAAGGCAACAUAUGUCAGACAACCAACACCACUGACUACUUGCAACCAUUGGGCAAGGACAAGGAGUAUCUCCCCAAUCCUCCCACCCACCCACCCCUCACAUGCAUGCUCCUCAGUUGCAUACUGUAGCAUCAGGAGGCAAAGUUAAAGUACUGCUAAUACAUACAUUUAAAAGUGAAAACACAAAUCCUAGCUUUCAGAACUAUUAGUUCCUUUUUACGGAGGGGAGAGAAGGGUUUGUUGGGGAAAGAAAGGAGUGACUGGUCAGUCAAACCCUCUAAGUUGAGAGGGCCUUGCCUGUCGAAAAGGCAAACACAAACCUUCACUUCUCCAUGGGAAAGGCACUAAUAGUUACAAAAGUGAGGAUUAGAGUUUUUACUUUUAAAUGUCUAUCGCCAGCUCUUGAUCCUUACUUCCUCGAGGUAAAAAUUGCGGGCAGGCUGUAUUGAGCUUGUCCCACAAAAAAUAACAAAGAAGGUUUAAAUGUAUGGCUUCACUUUAAAAUAUUUUGUGUUUCUAAUAAUAACUUGAAAAUGCUGAAAAUUGUUAUGUAGGGAAUAUAUUCAACCACGCAUCUCACAACUAAUGCCAAAGAUUCAAAUUUUAUCCAUUUGCAAAGAAUCUGACAGAAGAGAAUUUUCGGAGAUGCUGAAGAGUGACAGCUUGAUAAGAACUUUACAGUGCCCCAUAACAGCCACAUCAACUUCUAAUUUGUUCUGAACAUGUUAACUGAUCAAUUUUCCAUGUGCAGUAAUGUGAUGAGGUGUCAUGUACAUAAGUCAUCAGUUGAGAGAUUCUGUCUAUGCUUGGCAGUUAGCCUUCAUUUUGCUCUUGUACUGCUGACAGGUACUGAGUCUUUGUAAUAUCAUAACUUCUUAUGCUGACUUGUUUCCAUCAGAUAAAGUGUAACUUCUGUGAUAGUAUCAAUAAAUGAUAGGAGUAACUUAAGUUGAAGAAUGGUUUAUUCGUGUCCCAAAAAUUACACAGUUUUAUGGGUGUGGCAAUUCUUUAUUCACCAAAUAGUGUUAAUUCAUUGUAGGCCUUACUGAUUCAAAGAUGAUAAAUUCUAGGAAAUAAUACAUAACCAAAUAUGAGAAUUCGCUGCAAAAAUUCAUAGGCGUAAUCCUUUGUAGUUGUUAUUGAAAAAUACACAUCAAAAGAUAUCAGUCUGAGUGUUGGUGAACUAAGGAAAUCCACUUUGGAUGGAUUGAGGUGGAGGUAUAUAAUUCAUGUAAUGAAUCAUUCUUGAUUUAGUGGAAGAGUACCUAGAGGGGUAAAUGCAAAUACUGUUCUCAUCCCAGUUCAAACAGUGAUGUGGUGCUCCUACAUAAAAGAACAGGUUCAACCUGCAUCGGUGUCAAAUGAAACAAGUGUACUGUUGUAAUAGUCAACAUUUAGUAAUUUCAUGGUGUGUUUCAGAGGUUUAAAUUGCCAUCAUUAGGUAGAUAAGUGUGGCAUAUACUUGUUGUGUUGGGACUUAGGAUAAUCUGUGGCAAAAAUAGUGCCAGUGCCCGUAAAUAUGUUUCAUUGAAUUUUAUAGUAGUUACAGUACAACCUUGGAGAAACGUUAGCAUUUAAGCUGUAAGGAAGUCUUUAGUAUGGGAGCAGUAUUUACAAUUGAGUAGAUAAGUUCUAGUUGUAGACAAUGGGUUUUUGACUUUGGUAACAAACACUUCCUACGUCAAUAGCUAACCUCCCCUCUGCCAACACUUAGACAUAACUUUUGUUGGGAAUUUCACUUAUAUUUAUUUAAGGGUUGGCCAGAUUUUGCAUCUUUAAACUUUGUUCACAUGCCGUUUGUGACAAACUGUAAGUAGGUUAGAAGAUGAAUUUAAAUAGUGUUGGCUUUUGACAGCUAUUCCUUUAAUUGUAUAAUUGUUCACUUGUUGAAUAAUAAAUUGUGCCUUUGUUACUUUGACUGUUGUAAUUGAGAUGCUGUGUUCCUUAAAACAAACAAAAACUUAUAUGUAUUAUCACUGGAUAGAUCUUCAUUUGUAGUUUUCAUAAAGCAUCAGUUCUGGGGGAGGGGAGGAAGGGGGCUGAAGGAUUAAAACAAAGCUCUUUUUUAAAAAUCCUGUGAUAAAUGUUGCUUGUUUUCAGCAUUCCUUGUAGAGAUUUUAUACCAUCAGUUACUACUACACUAUUCAGAUGGUAAGUUAGUGAAAGUCAGUUGCACUCUAGCCAUAGGAAUUAGAGGGCCAGGGGUCAGCAGCAAAUUUGAAUUGUCCAGAUGGAGCUCAUCAUUUGGGUGUUCAACGCCAUAUCUCCAUACCCAGCUAUACCUGACCACAUAUACAUAUAAAUGUACUCUAAAAAUAUGUGGACAGUCCACAAAGGUUGAAAGUGUAGUUUCCUACAGAAACUAUGAAACAAAAACAAGGGAAGUUAAUUUGAUUUUAAUUCUAAUACACUAUAUAUUUAUCUUCUCCACAAGUUCUAUUGUAUGAUCUAUUCCUGUACCUGAGGAAGGACCAUUGUAUUAUCUGACAAUUAUUGUUCACUUUAGCACAACAUAUUGUUUGUAUUUAGCAUUUCACCUGUCUUUGCCAUUGUUUAAUAAUCGGUGCAAGCAUCUCAAUACAUCUGUUGCCUCCAUCUGUAAAUGCUGGGUACUUCUUUACGAAAAUAAUUUUAUAUUCAACUAGGCAUGUGUUAAUCAUGAUUUUUAUAUCGACAAGUUGCAUUGCAGUUUGUACCCUUUUAAAAUGUAGUAAAAUUUGUUGUCAAGUUUGAUUCAAAAAUUCACAUGCAAAUUUAACACUGCACAAAAUGUCAAAGUUGACAUAUAGCAUCAGCACGUAUCAAAUUAUUUUCUGAGAGAUGUGUGUCCCUUUUUUUGUGUACAUGAAAGCUGCUUUUAACAAGUAAUUGUGUUUGUAAGCAUUCCAGAAUGUCCAUAUUUUACAUUGUUACCACAGAAGUGAUACUGCAGAGUUUUUAAUAUAGUUUUAAGUCUGAAAGUGAUGUUUCUCUGUGAUGUUAAAAGUACAGUGUAUACAAAGCACUAUAAUUUUGCAAGUAUCAGUUACAUUUAACACCAUACUUUCUAUUUCUUUUCUUUUUAUCACAUUUGUGUAGUAGCAAAUGUAAUGUUGUAACUGAUAUUAAAGCUCUGUCUGUAGUAUAGUUUUUCAAUGUAAUAAAAACAUAAACAGUGUACAGAUUUUUUAAACCAUGCAUUCUGCAUAUCAUGUAUUUUUUCAUAAUAAAAAGAUAAAAUCAGUUUUUAAA